Messenger RNA from Mustela erminea (ermine), 4069 nucleotides. RefSeq names its product immunoglobulin superfamily DCC subclass member 3 (gene IGDCC3). Gene Ontology annotation, biological process: axon guidance; cell-cell adhesion. The transcript has 14 exons. Bases 1238 to 3595 code for a protein of 785 amino acids. The record is from RefSeq and is a predicted model, not a curated record. NCBI's taxonomy places the organism in Eukaryota, Metazoa, Chordata, Mammalia, Carnivora, Mustelidae. Gene Ontology annotation, cellular component: plasma membrane; axon. Gene Ontology annotation, molecular function: protein binding.
ACUGGGGAGAGAGGCGCGGACCCUGCGGGCGGACCCGGGGCGGGAGGGACUUGUCCGAGAAGGAGAGCCUAGCGGGACGGGGCGGAGCCGGGGGAGAGGGCCCCAAGGCCGGCUGCCCGGCCCGCAGGAGGAUGCUGAGGACGCGGCCCCCUAGGAGAGACUCCGAUUCGGGGCGCUGAGGCUCCGGGACUCGGGCAGUACGCAAGCCCAGACCGAGGAGCACGGAGCACCGCAGAGCAGAAGCGAGGCGGGCGGGCGGGAGUUGGGGAGAGGGAGAAGCGAACCAGGGGGGCACCUCAGGGCCGAGUCCCGUCCGAGGGGGCGGGCCGGGGUGUGCGGAGCCCGACUGCGGGCCAGAGUAGCCCGAGGCGGCCGAGACCUAACGCAGCCGAGCGGGAGGGCGGGGGGACGGAGGCGGGUCCGACCGGGCACGUCCCGGGUCGAGAGUUGGCGCUGGCACCGGGAGUGCUCGGCGGAGACCAAGGCAGAAGAGGAGGCAGAGUCCCGGCGGGCCGCGCGUGGGGAGGAGGAGACCCGAGGGAGACCGCGCGACCGGGGAAGGGGAAGAGAAGCCGACCGAGAGGGAGCGAGCUUCGGGGACGCUCACGUGCCCGCCCUUCCCGGGAGGGUGCGCGGGCAGAGCGCCCCUGACCCCGGGCUCUGGGUCUGCCCGCGUUGCUGCCCAGAGCUGCGUCACCACCACUCUGUUCCCUCAGGGGCUGUAAUGCGCCCAUCUCACGGGAGGGGAGCGCACAUCUAGGCCCUUCCCUUCCCACCCCAGGUUCUCCGAAGACGCUGGUCUAGGCGGUGUUCUCCCUCCUCUCCGCUCGGGAGAAGCAGAAUACCGCGUCCGCAUCUAGGAGAAACUUUAUUCCUCGACUGCUGUACCGGGGUUGGGUUGGGGGCUGAAGCGGCUGAAAUGCAGGGCAGGGGGAGCGUGGGUAGGGGUUUGAAAGGUUAUGACCCUCAAAUGUCUUAAAUUAUUACAUAUCCCUGUGGCUGGGGGAUUCAUCGGUAAGGCGGGUCCCCCUCCUCCUUUCUCCCCACCCACUUUCCCUCUCCCCCAACCAGGGAGGGCGCUUGUCUGUUGGGGAGGGGCCAGCUCCAGGAUCACUAGUUCUCUGGAAAAGUGACGAGGGGAUCUGUGGCUGCCCUUCCAGACCAGGUGGGUUCAUUCCUCCCGGAGUGAGGUGAUAACUGGUCUGGUCUUGGCCACUCUGCCGAACUGUCCUUUGCUAUGGAGCCAAGUGAUGAUGUUGCAGUUCCUGGGCAGCCUGUAGUGCUGGGCUGCAGGGUGGAGGGGACCCCUCCAGUGAGAAUCACCUGGAGGAAGAAUGGAGUGGAGCUGCUGGAGAGUACCCAUGCCACCUUGCUGGCCAAUGGGUCCCUGAUGCUCCCUCACUUCCAGCUGGAUCAGGGAGGGAGCCCCUCAGAUGAGGGUGACUAUGAGUGUGUGGCUCAGAACCGCUUUGGACUCGUGGUCAGCCGGAAGGCUCGAAUCCAGGCUGCAACCAUGUCGGACUUCCACGUGCAUCCCCAGGCCACCGUGGGAGAGGAGGGUGGUGUGGCCCGCUUCCAGUGCCAAAUCCAUGGGCUUCCCAAACCCCUGAUCACGUGGGAGAAGAACAGAGUCCCCAUUGACACGGACAACGAGAGGUACACAUUGCUGCCCAAGGGGGUCCUGCAGAUCACAGGACUUCGGGCUGAGGACAGCGGUGUCUUCCACUGUGUGGCCUCGAAUAUUGCCAGUGUCCGGGUCAGCCACGGGGCCAGGCUCACCGUGUCAGGCUCGGGCUCUGGGGCCUACAAGGAGCCAGUGAUUCUCGUGGGGCCUGAGAACCUCACCCUGACAGUGCACCAGACCGCUGUGCUUGAGUGUGUCGCCACGGGCAACCCGCGCCCCAUUGUGUCCUGGAGCCGCCUGGAUGGCCGCCCCAUUGGGGUGGAGGGCAUCCAGGUGCUGGGCACUGGAAAUCUUAUCAUCUCCGACGUGACGGUCCAGCACUCCGGCGUCUAUGUCUGCGCGGCCAACAGGCCGGGCACCCGGGUGAGGAGAACAGCGCAGGGCCGGCUGGUGGUACAAGCCCCAGCCGAGUUUGUCCAGCACCCCCAGUCCAUCUCCAGGCCAGCUGGGACCACAGCCAUGUUCACCUGCCAAGCCCAGGGUGAGCCGCCCCCUCAUGUCACAUGGUUGAAGAACGGACAGGUGCUGGGGCCGGGAGGCCACGUCAGGCUCAAGAACAACAACAGCACUCUGACAAUUUCUGGAAUUGGCCCUGAGGACGAGGCCAUCUACCAGUGUGUGGCCGAGAACAGUGCCGGCUCCUCCCAGGCCAGUGCCAGGCUGACCGUGCUGUGGGCUGAGGGGCUGCCUGGGCCCCCCCUCAAUGUACAGGCGGUCUCCGUGUCAUCCACUGAGGUCCGCGUGUCCUGGAAUGAACCCCUGGUCAACACCAAGGAGAUUAUUGGCUAUGUCCUGCACAUCAGGAAGGCUGCUGACCCUCCGGAGCUGGAGUACCAGGAGGCAGUCAGCAAGAGCACCUUCCAGCACCUGGUGAGCGACCUCGAGCCCUCCACUGCCUACAGCUUCUACAUCAAGGCCUACACGCCGAGGGGGGCCAGCUCCGCCUCUGCCCCUGUGCUGACCAGCACCCUGGGCGAAGCCCCCGCCCCUCCCCCGCUGUCGGUGCGGGUCGUGGGCAGCUCAUCCCUGCAGCUGCUGUGGGAGCCCUGGCCCCGGCUGGCCCAGCAUGAGGGAGGCUUCAAGCUGUUCUACCGCCCAGCGAGCAGAGCCUCCUUCACCGGCCCCAUCCUGCUGCCUGCAACCACCUCCUCCUACAACCUCAGCCAGCUUGACCCCACCACAGUGUAUGAGGUGAAGUUGCUUGCCUACAACCAGCACGGGGAGGGCAAUGCCACAGUCCGCUUCGUGUCCUUGAGGGGAGCCUCUGAGAGGACAGCCCUGAGCCCACCGUGCGACUGCCGGAAGGAGGAGCCCAGUAACCAGACGUCCACCACAGGCAUUGUCAUCGGCAUCCACAUCGGGGUCACCUGCAUCAUCUUCUGUGUCCUCUUCCUCCUGUUCGGCCAAAGGGGCAGGAUCCCGGGGACCCUGCCCUGUGUGAGGAGACCCAGUUCUCUGUGCUGCCACUUGAGGGAUUCAGCCUUCUGGAGGAGAUGGUGUCAGAAGCCAAGGACCCCAGCGCAGGCCCUGCAGCCUCCCUGCCACCCCAGGAUGUAUGCCAUGGCCGCCUCGGUGAAGGACAGGCUACCCGGCCUCCCAUGGCACCAGCUGCCCAGCCAGCUCGCUCGGGACAGUAGCCAGUGUCUGGCAGGCUCUGGAGGGGGCAACCCCCCAUUCUCAGGUCAAAGGUGUGAAAGAAAACAUCUACCUCAAGGCUCGCCAGCUCUCCGGGCCUGUGUUGUAUCACUGGACCCUCCUCCUGGCUCCUCUUCCUGCCCGAUACCUUCUACCCCUUCCCGAGAGAGGAGGCCAGAGGCUAAGUCACCAACAGUGGGCCUCUCAGGACCUACAGAAAUAAAGAUGGAAUUAGUCAAAGAAAAUGUGGAAAAAAAAAAAAAAAGCCAAAAAUGAGAGGAAAUGUGUUCCUUGACGUCUGUCGCUCCACACAUCAUCCAGCAGGCUGCUGCCACCGCUCCGCCCUGUCUCCUCGCCCACUCCGGUUUCGACCCUCUCGGCCAACUGAUCCUUGACUGGGAUCCCCACAGCCGGCUCCCUGCCUGGGCCUUCCGAGGGUGGGGUGUUGCCCUGAAGCCUGCCUCCUAUCCCGUCCGGCCCCAGAGCCCUUGGAGCAGGCUGUCCUCUGGAAUGUUCUGUGUGUGUGACCGCUGUGUGUGGGUGUUGGGUCGGGAGGCUCCCUGGCAGACGUGGCCUGGCCCCCUAACCCAUGGGACACAGCCGGCCUGACCCAACCCCUGGACAGUGGAACAACCACUGUCAGCAGAUGUGGCUGGAAGAUAUUUUUAUACAAGGUGUGUUUAAAGAUUUAUGUUCUUGUGACUUCUUGUUUCUCUUUUCUGUUGUGGUGUUUUUUGAAAUACUUAAAGU